Molecule: messenger RNA, 3842 nt
Organism: Hydractinia symbiolongicarpus
Lineage: Eukaryota; Metazoa; Cnidaria; Hydrozoa; Anthoathecata; Hydractiniidae
Exons: 2
Coding region: 525-3677 (1050 amino acids)
Source: RefSeq, a predicted model, not a curated record
ACUUUUGAAGUAAUUACCUUUUUAAUAACUUUCAUUUUUUUUUGAUUUGGCAUAUUUUUCACAAGACUUAAGACUUCGGUUGUUCAAUGCAUCCAUAAGGAAGCGAUAAAGGUAUCGAAAGCUGAAACUUUUGAAGUAAUUACCUUUUUAAUAACUUUCAUUUUUUUUUUUGAUUUGGCAUAUUUUUCACAAGACUUAAGACUUAGGUUGUUCAGUGCAUCCAUAAGAAAGCGAUAAAGGUAUCGAAAGCUGGAACUUUUGAAGUAAUUACCUUUUUAAUAACUUUAAUUUUUUUUUUGAUUUGGCAUAUUUUUCACAAGACUUAAGACUUUCACUUCUCUUUUGAGGGCAAUACCGUUAUAAUUAUCCUAAUGCCAAAAAACAAACGAAUGUUAAAUACGACUAACUGUAGACAAAGGAAUUACUGUUAAAUAAAAGUGUAUAAAAGAAAGUUUUUCUUGCCACUCAGACAUAAAGAAGGAGCUUUUUUUUCGACAACACAUCGUUUUUAAGUUUUAUAGAAGAUGUAUAUAAUAUGGUGUUUACUGUUUUGCUUAACGACCACACCCAGUACAGAUGGGAAAAUUAUCAGAGUUUCAAAACCAUCUGGUGUGGAUAACUCGAUGUGUGGUUCAGUUUCAACUCCUUGUAAAACAUUUAUGUAUGCUUUCACACACAGAGCUGAGGAAAAUGAUUGCAUUUUAUUACAUGGUGGUGGUGAUUCACAUUAUCCAUCCACUUACUAUAUCAAUUCUUCAUUGCAGAUCAAUUUCAACAUAACAAUCAGGGGAACAUACCCUUCUCCUGUUUUAACAAGAAGUAGCAACAGCAGUGGCAGCUUUCCACUUUUUAUCAUCAACAGUUCCAAGAUUGUCGACUUGUAUUUAGAAGGAAUUCAUUUUGAUAACAUAUCUCUGAUUUACAUCUCGUCAGAUGCAAAUUUGUUUUUGUUCAACUCCACAAUAACAAACAACAAAAACACAAUGAUUUCGUUCGUACGGAAAAGUAAACAUUUACGAAAGGCAUGCACAGUAAUCAAGGACUGCUUAUUUAUUGAAACUCGUCACGUGAUAGAAAAGUACAUCACUUUUACUUAUUCACUAUUCGUCAACAAUAGCCGAUUUAUCAACUGUACCAGGAUCUUCACCCUCCUUGUACAAAAAUACAGGAAAAGAAAGUAUGGGGUCGUCGAUUUUAAAAUUUAUCACAGCAACUUUUUACACACGAAAAAUGUGUUACUCUUUGAUGAUUCUUGGCCCCGAAAAUCGAAACUAAAAAUAUAUCGAUGUAGCUUUACGAACAACACAGGAUUAGGUGUCCCCUUCAUUUUGACUAAAAUGGGACAAAUUCUAAUACAGCGAUCGAUGUUUAUAAAUAAUUAUGGCAGUGCGGUUGGAGUCCUUUUAUUGUCAAGCAUUCUUAAAGUAUCAAUAACAAAUACAAAAUUCAUAAAAAAUAGAAGCUUUUCCUUAAACGGUGGUGCAUUGAAAAUUUCCAAAGUACCAAAUUUUUUCAUAGAUAAAUGCGUAUUUCGUGAAAAUAGAGCAAGAAUGAGCGGUGGUGCUAUUUAUAAAGUGCAUAGUAAAGUAUUGAUCCGAAACUCUAUAUUCGAUAGCAAUUCAGCACAGUCUGCUGGAGGAGCGAUAUAUGGAGAUGCAUCCAGUCAGCAUUUAAAAAUGGAAAAUGUUACAAUGUACAGCUCAACAGAUAGCAAAAAAGUUCAUGGAAGUCUGGUUAAUAGCGGAAACUUAAAUUUUAAGGAUGUUACAAUGGUUGUAAGACCAGUGGACGGUACAAAAUAUAUCGAUGGACUCAUAAAUGACUCCGGUGCAUUUCAUGGACACGUUGAUAAUUUUACUUUUAUUUGUCCUGCUAACAAUAAAGUUGAGUUCAACACUCGAAAAUACUUUUAUGCGUUGUCCAUAACAUGUUCCAGUUGUCCUAAGGGAAGCUACAGUUUAAACAACGGUCAAAUCCAUUUUAUAGAUGAUUCUAAGCCAUAUGUGCAGUCAAAUGUAACUUGCAAGAAGUGUCCUAGCGGAGGCAUAUGUGAUGACAACAUUCUAACCAGUCAAGGCAAUUUUUGGGGAUACGUUACAACAGGUGGUGAUGUACAUUUUAUACCCUGUCCUCCAAAGUAUUGUUGCAAACCAGGAAAGUGUGAGAGUUACAAUUCUUGCUACAACCAUCGCGAAGGAAGAUUAUGUGGGAGAUGUGAAAAAGGAUAUUCUCUAGACAUCUUCAGCCAGAAUUGUGUUUUGUCAGAGCAACGAAACACGAGUAUAUUCUGGAUUAUGUUCAUUGCGUUAGGCUUUACAUUGACUUAUACACUGAUGUACUUAAAGGAAAUCACCAAACUUUUUGGCACUGUCUUCACAAAGGUAAAGAAACUCACGCAGAAAUGUAGGUGUUUCAAGGAGAACCAAUUUGACUAUACAAGCUUAAAUGAAAGUGCGUAUGACAACCUAAUAUCCAAUGGAAAUGCUUUAGAACUAUUAUCUACCAAGGACACAAACAAUUUGGGUUUAUUAAAAAUCUUCUUCUUGUUUUAUCAAACAGCUUCUUUAUUGCACGUUCCCCACCCAAUGCACCAUGGCUUUCUUCUGCAUUUCAAAUCUAUAGUGUCGUUAAUAUUCGCCUUUAAGUUCAUGAUUAAUGAAAAUUUAUCAAAAUUACCUCCAUUAAAUAACAUGGGCACAAUUGAAGCUGUAAUUAUCAAUGUUGGUUUUGCAACAAGUUUGUUUGCUGUUGUUCUGUUAUCAUAUCUAGCAUAUCUUGCUGUGAAAAAAGUAAGAACACUGAUUGGGAAGGACAUGCCGGCUGAACCAACAACCGUUACAUUUCCUGUUAGAUUAAAACAAACUUUUGUCCAGCUUCUUUUUCUGUGUUACAUUCGCAUCAGCAGCACGGCCUUUAAAAUGAUCCAUUGUACUGACAUUCGAGAAGAGAAAUAUUUGUAUGUAUAUGGAGAUAUUACCUGCUACACAUAUUGGCAAUACAUUGUCAUGUUGUUUACAAUAAUUUGGGUCUUCCCAUUUUCGGUAGCUGUCUUCGUGGCAACUAAAUUAUAUGCAAAGGGACAAAUCUCGACGCAGAUGUUUAUCACCAUACUGUUAUUUCCUCCCUUAAUCGUGUUCAAUUCUAGACUGAAAUCAACUGGACAGCAAAGUCAUCAAAGUCAGUUUGAGCAGGAAAAUAUAUUGAACGUGAUCAAUGGACCAUUCAGAAUCAAAAUUACAUCAGAGGAAGAAUUGGAUCAAGCCCAACACAAAAUGAGAAUAAACUGGGAAGCAAUACUGAUCAUCAGACGUCUUGUCCUCGUUGCAGUAAGCAUAUUCGUAAUCAAUCCUCUUUCUCGUUUGUACCUCAUGCUGCCAAUUCUGGUACUGGUGCUUUUGUUGCAUUUAUACGUCAAGCCUUAUCACAGUGAAAGAAUGAACUCAACUGAAACAGUUACCAUUCUUCUUCUCCUGAUAUUAACAACAGUGAAUUUGUUUUGGGCCUGCGACUAUAUGGGUUCACUCUCAUCAAUAGCACAAUACGACUCCAUCACAACUGCACUGGGAUAUGUCGAACACUUGAUCUAUAUGUCACCAUUUAUUGCAUUGUUCGUUUUUUGGGUGCACUCUUUGUGUCAGAGAGUAUGGGCGUGUUUGAUGCAAUGUUUGAGAGCAUAAAAUUUUGAAAGUGGAAGAGAAAGGACUCAAUUUGUUCCUGAAGUUGUUUUAAAGUGAUUUGUAUCUUAAUAAAUAACAAUUUUAAAAAAAGUAUCUUUGUUUGAGCUUUAAGACUUAACCGCCUGCAUGUAGCUGUUGAUAGUAAAUAAAGUAUUAUAUAUUCGU